AUGAUAUUUUCAACCUUAGAGCAUAUAUUAACUCAUAUUUCUUUUUCGAUCGUUUCAAUUGUAAUUACAAUUCAUUUGAUAACCUGUUUAGUCGAUGAAAUCAUAAAACUCUACGAUUCAUCAGAAAAGGGCAUGAUAAUGACUUUUUUCUGUAUAACAGGAUUAUUAGUUACUCGUUGGAUUUAUUCGGGACAUUUUCCACUAAGUAAUUUAUAUGAAUCAUUAAUCUUCCUUUCAUGGAGUUUAUCCCUUAUUCAUAUAGUUCCGUAUUUCAAAAAAAAUCAAAAUUUUUUAAGCGCAAUAAUCGGCCCAAGUGCUAUUUUUACCCAAGGCUUUGCUACUUCAGGUCUUUUAACUCAAAUACACGAAUCUGAAAUAUUAGUACCCGCUCUUCAAUCCGAGUGGUUAAUAAUGCACGUAAGUAUGAUGAUAUUGGGCUAUGCAGCCCUUUUAUGUGGAUCAUUAUUAUCAGUAGCACUUCUAGUCAUUGCAGUUAGAAAAAACAGAAAGUUUUUUUUUACAAGUAAUCAUUUAUUAAAUUUAAAUGGGUCAUUUUUCUUUGGUGAAAUCGAAUACAUGAAUGAAAGAAGCAAUGUUUUACAAAAUACUUCUUUUUUUUCUCCGAAGAAUUAUUACAGGUCGCAAUUUAUUCAACAAUUGGAUUAUUGGAGUUAUCGGGUUAUUAGUCUAGGAUUUAUCUUUUUAACCAUAGGGAUACUUUCUGGAGCAGUAUGGGCUAACGAAGCAUGGGGAUCAUAUUGGAGUUGGGACCCAAAGGAAACUUGGGCAUUUAUUACUUGGAUCGUAUUCGCGAUUUAUUUACAUAUUCGAACCAAUAUAAAAUGGAAGGGUAUAAAUUCCGCAAUUGUGGCGUCUAUUGGCUUUCUUAUAAUUUGGAUAUGCUAUUUUGGGGUCAAUCUAUUAGGAAUAGGACUACAUAGUUAUGGUUCAUUUACAUUAACAUCUAAUUGA
This is a messenger RNA of Olea europaea var. sylvestris, 972 nucleotides long. Lineage: Eukaryota; Viridiplantae; Streptophyta; Magnoliopsida; Lamiales; Oleaceae. The record is from the annotation of a RefSeq genome assembly.